Nanorana parkeri is the source of this 731-nucleotide messenger RNA. Its product is annotated as mannose-binding protein C-like. The transcript has 5 exons. Bases 1 to 714 code for a protein of 237 amino acids. Lineage: Eukaryota; Metazoa; Chordata; Amphibia; Anura; Dicroglossidae. The record is from RefSeq and is a predicted model, not a curated record.
AUGCUAAUUGUAUUAGCUGUGUUUAUUACCAUGAGUCAUUCAGAAACACCAGCCAUGUGUUCUGUUGUACAAGGUCUUUCGGGUUUAAAUGGAAGAGAUGGUGCUAAUGGACCUAAGGGUGACCCAGGAUCAAGAGGUGUGCGUGGGGAGCCUGGAAUUCCAGGUGAAAGAGGAAACCUGGGUCCCCCAGGAAAAGUAGGACCAAAAGGCAAUCCAGGGGAAAAAGGAAAUGCUGGAGUUCAAGGUGUGGACAGUGCUAAAACUGUUGCUAUGGAAAAUCGAAUCGCUUCCUUAGAGAAAAAAUUGUCCUGGCUACAAAAUGUUCUGCUCUACCAUUUCGGUAAAGAAGCUGGUAAUAAAGUGUUUGUGACAAAUGGCAAGAAAGAAAACUUUGACAAAGCCCAGAAGACCUGUAGAGAAGCUGGAGGAAAUGUGGCCAUGCCAAGAAAUGCAGCAGAAAAUAGUGCUGUAGAAAAGGUAGUCAACAUAAGGGAAGGGUCAAACAUGGCUUUCUUAGGUAUAUCAGAUUCACAAUUAGAAGGGACAUUCAAGUACUCAACAGGGGAAACGGUUAAUUUUACCAACUGGAGAUCAGGAGAGCCAAAUAACAGCGGGGACGCUGAAGACUGUGUGGAGAUUCUUGGCAGUGGUCAAUGGAAUGACGUUCCGUGCAGUAAUCAGUAUCUAGUUAUCUGUGAAUUUCAGUCAACUUGAUUAAAUCUGUGGUGAGC